CAAUCACAUAACAUCUUGCAUCUUGAACAUCAAUCACCUCGACAUACACCGUAACCCAUCGAAUCUCACGAUGGUGAGAUCACGCUAGCAUUCUUGCCUACCCUGCUCCUCAAGAUCGACGAUGCGUCAACUCUCCCCGCCUACCUUUGCCGACGCUCCGUUCUUCUACGAUCGCCGAUCAGGAAGGUUGCACGAACCUGAAGAUGGGAGACAGAUCGAACAUAACGGGCGGACGGUAGCGUACUUUCACCCAAAGGAUGUCGGGUUAUAUCAUUUCGGGAGCUACCAUCCGAUGAAAGCCUACAGGCUUACCCUGACCAACGAGCUCGUGCUCGGGUACGGCCUGCACAAUUAUAUGCAGGUACAUGCGCCGAGAAAGGCGACAGAAGAGGAAAUCGAGCGCUUUCACAGUUCGGAUUACGUGGACUAUCUCUCACGGGUAACUCCCUCUUCGCUCGGCGCGGACAUGGCGCACAAUCGAUCCCUCAAUCUGGGUACAGACGAUCCUACGUAUAUCAACACCCAUCGGAUAGGGGAUGACGACUGUCCAGCGUUCACCGGCCUGUUUCAAUUCUGCCAGCAAUACGCCGGGGCGAGCUUGGCUGCGGCAAGGAAGUUGGCUAUAGGGAGCGCGGAUAUCGCGCUCAAUUGGAGUGGAGGGUUACAUCAUGCGAAAAAGACCGAGGCGAGCGGUUUUUGUUAUGUGAACGAUAUCGUGCUGGCGAUCUUGGAGCUACUCAGGGUACAUCCCCGAGUACUCUACAUCGACAUUGAUAUUCAUCACGGGGACGGCGUCCAGGAAGCAUUCUACCGGUCCAACCGGGUCUUGACCGUCUCGUUCCACAAGUACGGCAACAGCUUCUUUCCCGGAACCGGAGCCGUCGUCGAGACGGGUCUGAACGAGGGCAAAUAUUUCUCCCUCAACGUGCCCCUUCAAGACGGGAUCGACGACGACUCGUACAUCCGGCUGUUCAGGGACGUCAUGGACCCGGUCAUCACGUGCUUCCGACCGAGCGCGAUCGUCCUGCAGUGCGGGGCCGACAGUCUCGCCCGGGACAGGUUGGGGAGCUUCAACCUGUCUAUCGAAGCUCAUGGCGAAUGUGUGAGCUUUAUCAAAUCGUUCAACCUGCCUCUGCUCGUCCUGGGCGGAGGUGGGUAUCGACAGACGUCCGUCUCCCGCUGUUGGACAUACGAGACGAGUAUUCUCGCCGGGGUCGAGGUCCCCACGCAACUGCCUUCUACCCCAUAUGACGCCUAUUUCGAGAAAGACGGUUUCAGCCUCUUGCCUCAGCUCACUUCACCUGGGAUACCGAACAUGAACACGAGGAAAGAUCUCGAAGCGAUCAUGCGGCAGAUCAAGGAACAAUUGAGGGUGUUGAACGGGGCACCUAGCGUGCAGAUGCAAGUCAUCCCGCCGAGUUUGACGGGGACAGACGAUGAUGAUCCGGCCGACGAGGAAAAGGAGGAACAAGAAGUCGGACCCGGUCAAGCGGGGGAGGUGAGGUUCGAGAUCAAGUGAUUAGAUGAGUUGGACAUAAGAUGAGAUGAUAAGAGAUAGACCGGGUAUAAGCGUUGUAUUCGCUCAGAGUCAAGAGCAGCCUGUAUUUUUCGAAAGCACCAUGAGAUAGCGGGGUAAUGCUGAUUGUUUGGGAGCUCAAGAGCAAUUCAGUAUGCUCGCAUCCAAACUAAGCUUUCUGACACACUGAUCAUACGAG
This is a messenger RNA of Filobasidium floriforme, 1715 nucleotides long. Its product is annotated as histone deacetylase. Lineage: Eukaryota; Fungi; Basidiomycota; Tremellomycetes; Filobasidiales; Filobasidiaceae. The coding region runs from base 122 to 1519 and encodes 465 amino acids. The record is from RefSeq and is a predicted model, not a curated record. Gene Ontology annotation, molecular function: histone deacetylase activity. The transcript is spliced from 5 exons.